AUGGGGGGUCUCUUAAUCUCCGCUUUCUUCCUGCUGACACUGUUUAUCACAAACAUUAUGUACGGAUACAUUUAUACAUUUAACUCGCGAAAAUUGAAGCACAAAAAAGGUGCAAAUAACAACAAAAAUAUUCUGGAGUUUUUUUUGCACGUUCAAAUUUUGAAGGACAUAAUCGUAACGUCGAUAGUUAAUUUCUUAAUAAAAUUAAAGCUGGUCAUUCACUGCGUGACAAGAUUUCUCUUUUUUAACGAAAAGAGAUACCUCCCGACCGCCAGCCAAGAUGUGCAAAUUGUAGGUGCGGACAGCCAUUAUGUCGGUGAAGGCAGCCAUUACGCCGAUGCGCACAACGAAGGAGACUACAACGAAAGGAAGAUUGUUCAAGUGAAGACAAUUUACUUCAUAAGGCAUAGUGAAUCCGUGUGGAAUAGCGUUUUUAACAGCGGACUCACAGCAACGACGUUUUUCAAUUUCUUCCUAGUCCUGUUCUACGAAAUUUUCUUCUUCUUUAGUAAAAAAUCGGUGAUUGUAGAUUCCCCGCUCAGUAACACAGGAAUCAUUCAGUCCAUCGAAUUAUCAAACUUUCUGCAGAAAGAAAGAAGUGCAACGAAGAAUGGAGAUAAACCUUGCGUAGUUCGGAUAAGCCCAGUGGAUAAGGACGACGAGCAGACGCGGGUUGACGAAAAUGAAGAGAUCGAAAUGGCAGAAAUAGAUAACAGAAUGUGGGACAACGUAGGGAGUGAUAAUGGCAAGGAGGACUCUGAUGACAAUGCCUCGCCUAAUGAGAACAACGUCAGUGCGAAAUAUGCAGAUGAGAACACUGGCGAAGGGGGCCCUCUCGUCGAUUAUGUACAUGCAGGAGAUGGAAGGACAGGAAAUAAUACGGGGCAAGUUCUAAGGAAAAGAGGAGCUGGUCAAGAUGAAGACGCAAACGCAAACUCAAAGAGAAAUGCAGACAGAGGCACAUAUCUAGAUGGAAAUACAUAUACUAAUAACGAAUCGAUCAUGCACCGAAGUGACACCCACGUGGAAGAUAAUCAUCUUAAUAACCAGCAGGACCAUCGAAAUGAUCUCCAAGUGAACAGAAACAAUUACCACGAAAAGUACAACCAUAGAGAAAUCAUAAACCGAAGUGUGAAGGAUCAUAUUGACAUCCUCAAUAACAAUGCAAAAUAUCCAAGUGCCAUUUUGUGCUCAAAUUUAAGAAGGGCAGUAUCAAGCUGCUUUAUAGCCCUCUACAACAGGAUAAAUAAAAAUAACGAAGAGAUCCAAGUACUAAAUUCACUACAAGAGAUCAGCAGAAAUCCUGACUGUGUUUCGCUUUUCGAUUUUCACGACAAUAAAUAUAUCAGCACAGAUAUUGAGAAAUUUGUACACAAAGACGUCGAAAAAAUUUGUAAAAAAAAUAUACGAAUUACAAGAAAUUUUGUAAGUAACAAAUUUUUCGAUACCCUCUCAUACAUUUUUAAUAGUGACACGAAUAUAUUUAUCAUAUUUGGGCACAGCCUCUGGUUCCGCCUUUUUUUCAAUUACUUCCUGAAGGGGCCUCACAAGGCGAAAACGCACAAAUUGCACAACUCGGGGGUCGUUGUUUUUAAUAUGAUUAAGUAUUACCAGGGUAACGAGGUCCAUUACGAAAUUGAGAAGUACAGCGUGCGCAUCCUCUAUAAGGGAUUUCUAGAGAAGAAGCAUACCAAGGUUGACUAG
Messenger RNA from Plasmodium inui San Antonio 1, 1704 nucleotides. RefSeq lists its product as hypothetical. The transcript has a single exon. Lineage: Eukaryota; Apicomplexa; Aconoidasida; Haemosporida; Plasmodiidae. Bases 1 to 1704 code for a protein of 567 amino acids. The record is from RefSeq and is a predicted model, not a curated record.